Molecule: messenger RNA, 1452 nt
Organism: Aplosporella prunicola CBS 121167
Lineage: Eukaryota; Fungi; Ascomycota; Dothideomycetes; Botryosphaeriales; Aplosporellaceae
Exons: 2
Coding region: 89-1237 (382 amino acids)
Molecular function (GO): protein binding
Source: RefSeq, a predicted model, not a curated record
GCAGCACAAUUCCCUCCAACCGCAACCAACCAACUUCACCUCCACGCCAUCACCUCUUACCACCACAACCACCACAACCACCAUAAUAAUGGCUACGACACGCUCCUUCGAAAUCAAACAAACCCCCAAAACAGGCACGGGGAUCAUAGCCACGGCGCCCAUCCCCAGCGGCACGCUCAUCCACGCCGAAGCGCCCGCAAUCACGAUCCCGUACCCGCAGGAAAGCUGGCUCAAGCGCAGCCUAGCCAUCAUGGGCGCCGCGCAGCGCCUCCCGGCAGAAACCCAAGAACAAUUCUUCGCGCUCAACGUUAACGCCGCCACCAGAGCCGCCUGUAAGAAUUUGUUCGGGAAGCUGCUCGCGCAGGCGGAGAGCAAGGACCCGGCGCUAUGGCAGGAGCUGCAAGCCCUGGAGCCAGAUGAGCGCGAGGCCGCUGCCCAGUGCUUCGUCAGCGCGAACGUCGUGUUUGCCGGGAACAGCAAGCCGCUGGGGGCGCUGGGGCAGGGGCACUGGGCCGGGGCCGAGAACGACAGAGUGGGCGACGAGUGGGGCGACCGCGGCGACGCAGACGCCCUCUUCCUGACGGCGGCGCGCUUCAAUCACUCGUGCGUCGCGAACGCGCAUCUGAGCUGGAACCCCGCGACACGCCGGCUGCACGUGCUCGCGAAGACGGAUAUUGCCGCCGGCGACGAGGUCUACGUCAGCUACCGCGGGCAGGCGCUGUCGGUGCUGGGGUGCGACCAGCGCCAGUUGGUCCUGGUCAAGAAGUACGGCUUUCUGUGCCUUUGUGCCGAGUGCUGCAAGAAGGGCCCCGAGCUCAAGCGCUCGGAUCUCGUGCGUAAGGUUGCGAAGAGCUUGCUUGAGCGGUAUGGUGGCGUGCCUGAAACGGGCGUCGAGCGCAGGGCUGCUAUUGAGAGCUUGGGUAAGGCUGAGAAGGAGUUGUGGAAUGUGGAUGUUAUGAGCGUGGCGCAUGUCAAAAUGAACCUCAGCAAGCUCUACGUGGCCGAGGGAGAUGUGGAAAAAGCCCAGGAAUGCUGUCUAGAGGCCUGCCGCAUCUUCAAGACGUGCCUGGGCAAGGACAAUCCCGUGACGGUGUCGGUCGUCAAGUCGUUGCUGGCCUGUCGUCGGGGACCGUUUAUCCGCGAGCUGUUGGUGGCAUCGCUGGGAUAUACGGAGGAGGAGCUUGGGAUGGAUGAGGUGGGCGAUGAGGUGGGUGAGGUGGAUGAUGAGGCUGUUUGAUUCGCGGUGAAUGGGCGUUCGUUAGGCGUCGGUUAGGUGCCAGUGAGGGGUAUUCUUCUCUUUCUUCUUUCUUCUUUCUUUCCGAUACCCAAACUCAGGCCUUUGGGUGCUGGUGUAGACCCAUAAGGUAGUAUUCUCACAACAGUAACAACAGUAACAACAGUAACAACAAUAACAACAGCAACAGCAAAAGCAAUAAAAGCACCCAUUCACAC